Glycine soja is the source of this 1074-nucleotide messenger RNA. Its product is annotated as mini zinc finger protein 2-like. Gene Ontology annotation, cellular component: nucleus. The record is from RefSeq and is a predicted model, not a curated record. Bases 189 to 482 code for a protein of 97 amino acids. The transcript is spliced from 2 exons. Gene Ontology annotation, biological process: regulation of DNA-templated transcription; regulation of developmental process. Lineage: Eukaryota; Viridiplantae; Streptophyta; Magnoliopsida; Fabales; Fabaceae. Gene Ontology annotation, molecular function: transcription cis-regulatory region binding; DNA-binding transcription factor activity.
GUAUUAAAACUUAUGAGUAGGUCCCAGUUGUUAAAAUUUAUUGAUAGAGGAGAUGAACUUCAUCUUUUAUAAAUACACACCCUAGGGUUAGGGCUCUGCAUAUCCAUUGCAACAAGGUUUGAAGAAUAAUUUGAAAGGGUACUAGCUAGUAGAGCUAGUACUUCUACUACUGUGAGAGUAACAUCAUCAUGAGGAAGCGCCAAGUGGUUGUGAGAAGAGAGGAGCCUCAGAGGAGUGGCGUUAGGGCGGUGAAAUACGGCGAGUGCCAGAAGAAUCACGCCGCGAAUGUGGGAGGGUAUGCUGUUGAUGGCUGCAGGGAGUUCAUGGCAAGUGGCAGUGGCAGCGGCGGCGGCAGCGGCGGCGGAGAAGGAACAAGUGCUGCUCUCACUUGUGCCGCGUGUGGCUGCCACAGGAACUUCCACAAGAGACAGGAAGCUGAAGUGGUGAGUGAGUGCUCCUCGCCUACCUCCAAUGGAACUUGAUCAGAGAGAGAGAGAGAGAGAUAUUUCAUCAUGUUUAUACCUCAACAAUCAUGCUGCUAGCUACUCCAUAUCCCUUAUAAUAUAUUUUGUGGAAUUUGCUUUUUCUGCUUGUUAAUUAAUUAAGAAUUGGGGUUUUAAUUAAUUAAACAUACUGCUGAACUAGUAUGAUCGAAUUAAUGAAUAUUCUAGAACUAUUAUAUAUAGUAAUUCUAGAGUGGUAAUGUAUGUGAUGAAUUUUAGGUUGAUGUUUGUAAUUAAGAGAAAAGUGCAAUCACAAAUUGUUUUUGUGAUGAUGAGUGUGCAAAGUUUAUUUUGAUCAUCUUCUCUUCUUACAUGUUUGGUUUAAACUUGUUUUUGAAGAAAUAAUUACUUGGUUUCUGUCAAAAGAAAAAGUAUUUAAUUUACUUAUCAGAAAUCAUGUUUCCAAACAUGUAAGUAGUUACUCGGUUAAUUAAACUAGUCUUUUGUUGUUGCUUUGUUUAUUUAUGAGCUUGUGUUUGUAAUUAAGUUGUGUUAUGGAUUUUGCUUUGUGGCUAUAGCUACUCGAUGAAGCAGUUGGUUCAGUUUGAAAUUUGAUGAGGAAAAUUGGUUU